AUGCGAUGCGCGAGCAAGGCCGCCGAGAGCGCGUCUGCACGUCUCUGUGCGGACGCCGAAGCAGAAACAACAGCAACUGAUGUCCCAUCGGUUGCUGAAGCAACCCAGCCUGUGUCACUUGGUGAUGCAGGCGCUGGUCAUGAAGACACUCGUGUCUUCACAGAGUAUGAUCUUGGUGUGUCAUACUCUCCUGAUACGGAUGACGGAUCCGUAUCGACGGCGAUUGAAUCUAAGCCGCCUGCCAAGCGUGGCAUGGACGAUGCUUUGCGUCGCAUCAUCUUUGGUUCAUCUGAUUCAUCAGAUGAACCAUCGCCAAAGCGAAGGCGCUCGAGGUCGCGAGACUCGGGCGCUAAUAGUGGUGUCGGUUCUCCUAUGGACACCACUUCACAGCGAGGUGCCAGUACUUCUGUCGGCACGUCGCAGGAAGAGCGGGACCGCAAUGUCUUGCUUCUCGCUCCAGAAAAGAAGGCAUGGAUGCCUCCUAAAUCCGUCAUGGAUCACUUGUCGUCGCCGACAAGUGAUCGUUAUCGAACACGAUUGUUCGAUUCGUCAAGGAUUCAUCACCUUGACCCCAGCGCGAAAGACUAUCGCGCUGAACAUGAAUUCUUCAUCGAUGCUUUCUUUAGACAUCGAUGGUACAGUGGGAUUCACAAACGUGAUGGUCCCUCACUACUUCAGGCGUGGAACGCCUACAUCCAUAACCUCGAGGAUGUAGGUCGUGACGCUUGGAACGACAAACUUAUCAAAGCUCGUGAUAAGUUUGAAAAGCGAACCCCGACAGCCCCGUGGUGGCGCGAACGUAUCUCUAGUGAGAUGUACGAAGGGAUUGACAACCAGAAAUCCCUUUAUGACCGUGCCGGGAAGACUUUCUCCGGCGGUCCUUCUGCGGCACAGGAUAUGCCGCAUCGUACUGCUCAACCAGACCUAGUACGUCAACCUCCAGUUGGGAGCGGGGCUCCCAAGUAUCCCAGGACGGGGGAUAGCCGCGCCACCGGACGAGAUAACUCGUCCGACGUCCGUUCACGUCGCGGUGGCUCAUCAGCCGCUCAAUCAGAUAGCGCUGGCCACCGCGAAAGUCCUCUAAUGGAGGUGGAGGAGGAGGGAAGACGCUCUCCACACAUUUGUGGGGAAGCGUGUGUUCCCGAGAGCUUCUUUGAUCGCGUAACGCAAGGGUUACGCGGCGAUGUCGAACAUGAGCGGGACAGGCGUCUCCAACUGGCGGACACUGCCUCGAAGCAUCGAGCUGAGUUUGCCUUUGCUCAGCUUGAGAACGAGAGAUCUCUGACGUCUCUGCGUGACGAGCUAAGGGUAGCUCGUGGGGAUGUUGAGCGGUCUCGGGCUGAGAUAACUGCUCUUCAGACCCUUGUCGAUGCCCACCAUCGGGAGCACAAGGCUCUCUGCGAGAUGCUUGAGCGCAAGGGCGUUCUUCAUCGGAAGAAGCAGCGUACUGAUGGUACGGCUUUAGCCGACCAACGUAAGACGUGGGAUGCGUUCGCAUCUUACGUGGCAACUCGAUCGUGUAUGCGUUGCCUAGGCGGUGCAAUACACGAAAUGGGCCGAUGUAUUUGGGUAGUAGUUUACUGCUACCCAAGUUAG
Messenger RNA from Peronospora matthiolae, 1596 nucleotides. The record is from the annotation of a GenBank genome assembly. NCBI's taxonomy places the organism in Eukaryota, Oomycota, Peronosporomycetes, Peronosporales, Peronosporaceae.